CAUUCAAAUUCAACCAACGGAGGACGUCAAAGACAGGGAAAUUCAAUCUGUAAUUAGAAAUUCAAAGGAAGCAGCAAGGAAGAUAGCCCAACAUGACCUGGUAAACAGAGCAAACACGCGCCCCCACCCAUCUUACCAUCGCCUAUUUUCUACGGACUCCGUUCCCACAUAAACCUAACAUUUAAAUCCAUCCUUUAAAUAUGCUUCCUCCUUCCUCUCCCUUUCCUCUGCAACUGCUGCUUUUUUAUUUUCUCCUUUCUCGGUAUUAUCAUCUAUUCCCCGUCCGUAUCCCCACCUACAUAUCCUUCACUUGCUUCUUUCAGUCUUUCUCUAUCUGGAUUUGAGAUUGAUUAUACCCAGCUCUGAAAACGGAGAGAGAUUCUUCUUUUCUUCAGUUUCCUCUCAUCCAGUUUCUGAAAAUUUUCGUAGAUUCUGGAAACAGAGAAAUAUUCUUCUGCGGCAAAAGAUAAUUUAUUGACUCUGUUCUGUUUCAAGCCUUGAAACCAUAUAGAUGGAUCCUUCUUUUCUUCACUUUCCUCUCCAGCAAUUCAAUUUUCCUCCCUUUCUGUUCUUCCUCUUGCUCUCUGACUAAUGACCUUUUCUCAUUCUGUGUUUUAAGCGCCAAAAACAAAAAGGCUUGAAGCAAGACAAACAGAUUCCAUGAUUUUCAUCCUUGCUCUCCUGUUCUUCUUCCACACUCUCAAUGCCGCUGCAGUUCAUAACAAAAGUGAGGGAUCCAACGGCUCCACACUUCCUGGAAUUGAAUUCCCAGACCAGCCAAAUUUCAUUUCUGCCACUUCUUUGGCAGAAGAUGGGUGUCAAACCAGGACGACAACAAGCCGCUUGCCUGAAUCAUCAGAAGCGAGAGAACCUGAUGAACGUAAGCUGGGUGGACCACCCAAACCAGCGCUGAAGCUUCACCUGAAGAAUGGGCGUAUGGAUCUAAGAACCAGAGAAAAUAAAAAGGAGUCUCAGAUGGCUUACAUCCACAGAGACCAGACGAGAAUCCAGACCCUCCACAGAAGGAUCGCAGAGAAGAAGAACCAAAACACCGUAUCAAGGACAACCAAUCGGAGGCAACGGUCAACUGCAUCAACUGCCCGGCGACUGAAAUCUGGAGUUGAUGACAAGGAAGGUGGGCCCACCAGCCAAAUGGUGGCAACGCUGAGAUCCGGUGUCAGCCUUGGAUCAGUUGAGUACCUGAUGGAUGUUUUCUUGGGAACACCGCCCAAACAUUUCUCUAUGAUCGUUGAUACAGGUAGCGAUCUCAAUUGGAUCCAGUGCCUUCCCUGCCAUGAUUGCUUCCCACAACAUGACCCUCUGUACAAUCCUGAAGAUUCAUCGUCCUUCCACAAUGUCAGCUGCCACGAUCCUCGUUGCAAGAUGGUAUCUUCACCAGACCACUCUCGGCCAUGCAAGUUAGAAAACCAGACCUGCGAAUACUUCUACUGGUACGGUGAUAGCUCCAACACCACUGGAGACUUUGCGUUGGAGACCUUCACAGUCAACCUCACAACACCCGCAGGGGAAUCAGAGCUCCAGCAGGUGGAGAACAUCAUGUUUGGCUGUGGACACUGGAACCGUGGUCACUUCAACGGCGCUUCUGGCCUUCUUGGACUUGGGCGUGGCCCACUCUCCUUUUCCUCUCAGCUCCAGUCGCUGUAUGGACAUGUUUUCUCUUACUGUCUGGUGGACUGGAAUAGCGAUGCCAACGUUAGCAGCAAGUUGAUAUUCGGCGAAGACAAGAGUCUCAUGAGCCAUCCGAAUUUGAAUUUUACUUCCUUUGUGGAAGGAAAGGAGAACCCUUUCAAUACUUAUUACUAUCUUCAGAUACAAGCGAUUGUGGUUGGAGGAGAGAUCUUGGACAUUCCAGCUAAGACAUGGAAUUUCUCACCAGAGGGAACUGGAGGGAUGAUUAUUGAUUCUGGCACGACACUUGGUUAUUUUGCCAAUCCAGCAUACCGGAUAAUUAGGGAGGCGUUUAGAAAGAAGGUGAGCUAUCCGCUCUUAGAAGGUAUUCCGAUGUUGGAUACUUGUUUUAAUGUGUCAGGGGUGAAGAAGGUGGACAUGCCAGAAUUCACGAUUCUGUUUGGAGAUGGUGCAGUGUGGAACUUCCCAAUGGAGAAUUGUUUUAUACCGAUGGAUCCUGAUGUAGUCUGUUUGGCAAUCUCGGAGACUCCACAUUCACUUUUCUCAAUACUGGGGAACUACCAGCAGCAGAAUUUCCACAUUUUGUACGACACAAAGAAGUCUAGAUUGGGAUUUGCACCGAUGAGGUGUGCUGAUGUGUAGCAUCGUCUGCAGGGAUAGGGCAAGGAUGGCAUCGUGCUGGAGAUGUGGGCUACCAUGUAGGAUUCAGAUAACACGUCAUAGACUCAACAUUUCUUGAGUGGGUCUCCAAGUGGUAAGACACUGAUAUAUUAUAACAUGGCGUCAAUGUAGGAUGUUAAAGCAUACGAUGGAUUAUGGGGGGAGAGUUGUAAAGCAGCUUAGUUUUUGGGACCAUGUUUUAAGGGUUUUUUUUUUUUUUUUUUUUAAAAUUCAGUUCAUUACCUCUAACGGAAAUAGGCAAGAGACAUUAAUAUAAACAUUUUUGUUUCUUGCCUAAGUUUUGUGGGUUUGGAUUUGUAAAUAAGGAUUAUACUUUGUUGCACGAAAAGUAAAAGUAGGACUGUGUUCAGUUGUAUGGAAAAUGAUUUCCUUGAUUGGAGAACUUUCAGUAACUUCACUUCUUUUAUGAAAAGCAAG
This is a messenger RNA of Magnolia sinica, 2748 nucleotides long. Its product is annotated as aspartic proteinase nepenthesin-2-like. Gene Ontology annotation, molecular function: aspartic-type endopeptidase activity. NCBI's taxonomy places the organism in Eukaryota, Viridiplantae, Streptophyta, Magnoliopsida, Magnoliales, Magnoliaceae. The transcript has a single exon. The record is from RefSeq and is a predicted model, not a curated record. Gene Ontology annotation, biological process: proteolysis. Bases 661 to 2292 code for a protein of 543 amino acids.